AUGGUAAGACAUAACAAUCAGUUACCAGAUAAUCUUCCACAAUUGCAGAAUCUUAUUAAACGUGAUUCGGAGUCUUACAAAGAAGAGUUUCUUCAGCAACAUCUGCAUUAUAAGUCUACUCUAGAAGUUUUUCGUCUGGAGCCUACACAAUUUAACAAAAGUCUCGAUGAGCUAGUAACCUUCUUGGCUCAGGUUGCUCAUUGUUAUCCAAAUGAUUUGAAAACAUAUCCUCAAGAGAUUAUCGAUAUAUUACAAACUCAUAACAUCAUACUAGACAAUGAAAUGCGAAUGACAUUUUGUAAAGCGUUGAUUCAACUACGCAACAAAUCUCUCUUAGAACCUACUGCACUUCUCAGUUUAUUUUUUGAACUUUUAAGAUGUCAAGAUAAAAUCUUGAGACAAUUCCUCCAAACUCAUGUUGUCACAGAUAUUAAAAAUAUUAACGCAAAGCAUAAAAAUGCCAAAGUUAAUACAGUGUUACAAAAUUUUAUGUUCUCUAUGUUAAAAGAUCCUAAUGUCAGAGCCGCGAAGAUGUCUGUGGAUAUUAUGAUAGAAUUGUAUAAUAAAAAUGUUUGGAACGACGUCAAGACUGUCAAUGUUAUAGCAACAGGUUGCUUUUCAAAAAUAACAAAAGUAAUGGUUGCUAGUUUGAAAUUUUUUUUGGGAACUCAUUUGGAAGAAAAAGAAAGUGAUGACAGUGAUUCAGAUGAUGAGCCAAGUAUGAAGGAAAUUAUGAUGGCUAAUAAAGUAAACAAAAAAACGAAGAAACGUCAGAAGCAAUUAAAAAAAGCUAAACAAUCAUUCGUAAAAGCUAAAAAGAAGAAAUCUAAAGCGCCGCAAUAUAAUUUUUCAGCAUUGCAUCUAAUUCACGAUCCACAAAAUUUUGCUGAAAAAUUAUUCAAGCAGAUAGAAAAAAAUAAUGAUAGAUUUGAAGUAAAACUUAUGACUCUGGAUGUUGUGUCUAGACUUAUUGGCUUGCACAGUUUAUUUCUCUUGAACUUUUAUCCGUAUAUACAAAGGUUCAUUCAGCCUCAUCAACGAGAGGUUACGAAACUUUUACAAUUUGUAGCUCAGGCUUCACAUGAAUUAGUACCACCUGAUAUGUUAGAACCCGUUUUAAAGACAUUGGCAAACAAUUUCAUAACGGAAAGAAAUUCUGCGGAUGUGAUGGCUAUCGGUUUAAAUACUGUACGCGAAAUAUGUACACGAUGUCCAUUGGCCAUGAAUGAGGAUCUACUUGAGGAUUUAACACGCUACAAGCAUUAUAAGGAACGUUCCGUUAUGAUGGCAGCGCAUUCUUUAAUUGGAACGUUCAGGCGUAUAAUGCCCGACUUAUUACGUAAAAAAGACAAAGGCCGUCCUACAGAAGCUAAUGUUAUGAUAAAGUCUUCCAAAUAUGGUGAAAUUCGAGCAAGCGAGUUUGUUUAUAUAAAUAUAUUCAAUUAUUAUACCAAUUAUAUAUUUAUUUUUGAUAAAAAUUAUAUAAAAAUCUAUUCAAAUAUGGAUGAUGACGAGUGGAUCGAUGUAAGUGAAAACAAUGAGGAGGAAAUCGGUGACGAGGAAAUCAGCGACGAAGAAAUCAGCGACGAAGAAAUCAAUGACGAGGAAAUCAGGGACGAGGAAAUCGACGAGAACGAGUUGACUAGUGAAUCGACGAAAUCUUCCAUUAGUGAAAAUAAGAAUGAUAAAACUUUGAUGUUAUCACAUAGUGAGAAUAAUAGUGCGCAGAAUACUUGUGAAGUGGAUAGCGGAGAACAAAAAACAAAUAAAGUUUCGCAAAAGAAAAACGCUUUAACAAAGCAAGAAAAGAAGGCACAAAAAUUAGAGAAGAAAGCAAAAUUUAAAUUUGAAAAAAAUGAAGAAUUAACGGCUGAGAGAAAAACAAAGGCAUCUGUGAUAUCUACAGAAAGAUUACUCACGGAUAAGGAUUUCAGAAAAAUUGAUGUCGCAUUAGCAAAGCAAGACGUAACAUACAUUAAACGUAGCGUUAAGAGAACGCACGAUCUAAUAGAGACAGAUAAAGGUGGAGAAUUGGUAAAACUUAGCGAUAUAGAAAACAUAUAUAAGAAACGCAAGCAUGAUAAGGCUGCCCGACAGAAAUCUGUUAAGAAGGGGCAGGAAGAACGAGACAAAUUCGGUUUUAAGGAUCGGCGACAAAAUCCAUUAUGCAGUACCACAAAUCGUGAGAAGAGAAAAGGAAAAGCAUUUUCAAUGUUAAAGCAGAAAUUAAGAACAAAAGUAAAGCGAUCUUUUAGAGAGAAACAAAUAGCUCUUAAAAAUCAUCUGAUAAAGCAAAAAAGAAUGAAGUAAUUGGUAUUGUAAUUAAUUUUUACUCCACAUUUUUCUUAA
This is a messenger RNA of Trachymyrmex cornetzi, 2349 nucleotides long. It is a transcript of the gene Mys45A, whose product is annotated as SDA1 domain containing protein Mys45A. Gene Ontology annotation, biological process: ribosomal large subunit export from nucleus; ribosomal large subunit biogenesis. Gene Ontology annotation, cellular component: nucleolus. The record is from RefSeq and is a predicted model, not a curated record. NCBI's taxonomy places the organism in Eukaryota, Metazoa, Arthropoda, Insecta, Hymenoptera, Formicidae.